GACGAAGAUACGAUCUCUAGAAAAAAUUACUAGUGAUUGGAAUCCAGUUUUUUUUUAAGUCCAUCUUGCUUCAUUCCAUUGGAUCCUCGCGUUUCCUCGUUUGUUGGUUUUCGUGCUCAUAUUGCAGUUCCGAUCGUGUUUCCUCAGGAUGUUGAACUCGGAUCAAACUGACCUGGACCUGAACCCCAGCUCUUCCGAGAGUGAGUCGGUGCUGUCGGAUGCUCGGGGAGGGUGUGUGCGAGACAAGCCGGAUGAUGCUGAAGGCAAGCGAGGGGUCCAGCAGACAUUGAGCCGGGAAGAGAAACGCCGCCGGCGGAGAGCCACUGCCAAGUACCGCACGGCCCACGCAACCCGGGAGCGCAUUAGGGUAGAGGCCUUCAACGUGGCAUUCGCAGAACUUCGCAAACUGCUGCCAACUCUGCCUCCCGACAAAAAACUCUCCAAAAUCGAAAUCCUUCGCCUGGCCAUCUGCUACAUUUCUUACCUAAAUCAUGUCUUGGAUGUCUAGGCAGCGAGAGAGGAGGGAGAGAGAGAAAGAGAAACAGUGGAGAACGGAAAAGAAAAGUAAAGUUUGUGGAUUUAAAACUGAAAAUAAAAAUGUUUGAGGAGGUUGUCAAGUGCCACCGUUUCCAAAACAAAUGGAACUUUAAACUCUAUUUGUGACCUUAAAGUGUGUUAGUCGGUGCGGUAUAUUUAUAUUUAAUUUUAUUUUUUAUAAUUGUGCGUAUUGAUAAUUAGUAUAUUUCUAUUUUAUUUUUAUUUAUUUUUAUAUAAACGUGUGUCAAUUGUUAUUUUUGUGCCAUCUGUUCACAGUCGAGUGUUUACACUUUCUGUUGGAGAGCUGUAAGCUGUUAUUUCUUUCUCGCCGUGCUUGGUUGCUGUUUGAAAGCAGUGAUGUUUUUUGCCUCCCAUAUCGCACUUGUUUCUAAAGGUAGAGCUUUUUACGUUUGUCUUAUUUCCACCCUCCCUUGUAUUUAAAUAUUUGGUGCAAUGAGUUUGUUGUUGUUUCUAGGAGAGUCGAGCACUCGCACUUCAUGCUUUAAUUUAAAUGGUUUAAGGUCCGUGGCAGUUGCUGUUGUAUAAAAUGUUUAUUUUUCUUGGUAGAAUGUGUCGCAGUUUUGAACACGGUAAGCAAAGGAGGAGAAUCCCAGAUUGUGCAGCAACUCCCAGCUAUUUAUUUCCCGGAUUAGUAUACCCCUUAAAACGUUUAUAAAAUAAUCUGGGCCCAUCUUCUCCUAGUGAAUUGAACCAAAAACUGAAUUUCUAAUGACUGCCCGAUCUCUGGUUAGCACCCCUGAAGUGCGCGGAUUUUGUAAAAAACAAAAAACAAACAAAAAAAAGGACAUAUCAAACUGACAUCCAAAGAUUCUCGUCUUUUCAGGGUUUCUAAAUGUGUUUUUUGCCUAGUUCAGAAUAUUUUGUGGUUGAAAUAACGAGCUGGUUUCUAUAAGGUAGUUUUCAUAUCUAUUCCUGAAUGGUGCCAUUUGGCAAUAAAAAAAAUAAAAGUGCAUUUUGUCUUUUUAUUAUCAAAUCUCUGGAACAUUCAUCCUGCCUCUUACAAGAAUGUAAAAUCCACCAGUAUGUCUAUGAUACAACCGACAGAAACAAUCAUAAAGUGACAUAUUGCGAGGAAGUGUUCAAAGUAGUUUAACAAAAGCUCAUCCAAACAGAGACAACAUUCGAAACUUCUUUUUAAAUAUAGAUCUCCGUGAUCUGAUGGGAUAUUGUGAAUAAAAUGCGUGUCUGUGUGUGUGUGUGUGUGUGUGUGUGUGUGUGUGUGUGUGUGUGUGUGUGUGUGUGUGUGUGUGUGUGUGUGUGUGUGUGUGUGUGUGUGUGUGUGUGUGUGUGUGUGUGUGUGUAGGGUUGUUUUUAAAAUUCCGUCAUAUUUCCCCAGAGACAAAAGACUGAGCUCACUUAUCAUGCCAUGAUGUACGAGAGAGAGCGGAUUGAGAGUAGUUGUGAGUUCUCAGUUUGGCAAGUGUGCAAUAAUGAUCUGUGCUGUUUUAUUUUAUCAACGUUAGUAUGAUGUUUCCCAUCCUUCAGUUAGAGCUCGCGGGAACAAUGCCUC
Hypanus sabinus (Atlantic stingray) is the source of this 2068-nucleotide messenger RNA. It is a transcript of the gene nhlh2, whose product is annotated as nescient helix loop helix 2. Lineage: Eukaryota; Metazoa; Chordata; Chondrichthyes; Myliobatiformes; Dasyatidae. The record is from RefSeq and is a predicted model, not a curated record. Gene Ontology annotation, molecular function: DNA-binding transcription factor activity, RNA polymerase II-specific; protein dimerization activity; RNA polymerase II cis-regulatory region sequence-specific DNA binding. Bases 149 to 508 code for a protein of 119 amino acids. Gene Ontology annotation, biological process: regulation of transcription by RNA polymerase II. The transcript has 2 exons.